GAAGAGGUUAGCUGUCUCAUGCCUUGUCUAGUUUUCAAAAUAUAAAGAGGCGCCAGACCUCUUGCUGCUGCUAUUUAUACUCCUGCACAUGCUCACAUUCAAGGUUAAUAGAGAGUGCAUGGACCGGUCUGAAUGCAGGAAGUUGCAUCAUGAACGGUAGAGAGGUUGCCCUCUUCUGGACUUGGAUGGGUACUAAGUGUGUAGAUGUGCAUGUUUGUGUGUGUGUGUGUUUGUGUGUAAGAGAGGGCCUACAUGUUCUUUCACAGCUCCUCUCUACCCAUGAAGGGCAGACACGAAUAUGCGCUGACACAGUUUGUGUAUCGUGGUUUUGCAGCAAGGACAGGGGAGCCUCCUGCUGAAGAGGAAAGGAACUCAGCUCUCUGAUUUCAGCAGGUUGAACAGCAGAGGAUUCUGGAGAAGAUGACACAGACUGGCAGUCUCUCCCUCUCUCUUCACCGGCUGUUUGAGAUACAUGCACAUGGAUUCGGCUGCACCUUUGUGUUCUUGUGUGCUUGAAUAAGGAUUCACACAUGUCCAACAAUAUUCCAGAGUUCAGUCUCUGAGGUUUUCAAGUCCUUUCCUCUGCCACCUGCACAGUUGUAUUGCUCUUGUGUGGACAAAGGCACUAUGGGAAACAUAGUCCAAUGCUGUCACACACUGUCAAACUACUGUAAGUGUAAGGAUGCAGCAGUCCAGGGUGAGGCGGAAAGAUCCCCUCUGCUAUCCAGUGAUGAGAGUGAAUGUAAAUUGCUGUCCGACGACUCGGAGGACGAUCUGUUAACCGCCUCCACCGGCGUGACAAACCCCGCCCUCGAACCAGAGCACUUUCUGUUUCCUGACAUCGUCCUAAGUAGCACACUGGGAGGGGACGUGACUCUGGUGGAGCCGAUGGUGUGUCUGCUGGUGUCUGAGGAGGAAGAGGGAGUGAGGGUGGAUGAGACGGGAGAUGAAGGACAAGAGAGGAGCAACAGGUGGAGAAACAGGGGGGUUUCUGAGGUGGAGACACAGACCGAAGUGGACACACAAAUCGUUAUGGGGGUGCAGACUCAGACUGAGUCACAGGAAGAAGUUCAGGCAACAGAAAUACGUGAAUGCGACAUUGAGACUGUAGAGAGUAAAGUAAACACACUAGUGAAUACUGGCAUUACAGAAGAGAUGGUUGUGGAUGUUUGGGAAGAACAGGAAAUACUGAGACAGGUGGAUGUGCUCUUGGAGGCACAAACAUCCCGAGAGAAACAAUCAGAAAUUGUCACUAAAGUGAUGUCAGAGAAACAAAAGAAAGGGAUAGACUCUGGACCCUGGGCUGACAUGGAUAUUUUUGUUGAGGUGCCAGGGAAGGUGGGAAGACAAACAGAAGAAAACAAAUUGGCCUUUGGAGAUAUAGACAAGGAAGCCAAGCAAGAGCGGAAAGAGAAUCACAUCCAUGAAGAACUGACCUCCACUUCAACAAAGCAUAUAUUUCAAACAGAACAAAAUGCAGAGCUUAUAGAUAAGUUAAACACUGAUGAAGAAAGUGUUUUUAAGUUACAAAAAGAUAAUUUUACUGCUCAGGAAAAUACAGACUUUGCCUGGACAGAGCCGACACAGGAGAAUGUUAAAGACAAACUACAUAACAUUAAUUCAGAGUCUGAGAAGGGGACUGAACACAUUAACAAUAUGGAUGAGAACAUUAAGUCACAAAAGGAUAUUCAGCUGACAAAAUACAGCAUCAAAAGCGCUGGCAUUGUGGAUAGCUUUGACCCUGCUGAGUGUGGUGUAGACCUGACACAAAAGAGCGAUCCGGAUGAUAAAGAGAUGGGACAGGCGACUGUGGCAUCAGAUCAGAAUGUAAAUGAAAUGGGCUGUAACAUUAAUCAUGGAAAAACAAACAAUCUGUCUGAGGACCUUACGAAUCAGUCAGAUGGAAGUACAGAAUAUAUUCAUUGCCAGGAACCGGCAAAAAUGGAAGAGGAGGACAAAAAGACAGCUCUGUCUGAGAUGAAGAAAACCUUGUUCUUAAUUGACAGGCUGUUUCUGGCAGCACCACAUGUCAAAGCGCCUCCAGGUCAAUAUGAAGAAAGCCCUGAGGAUGGUCGCCCACAGCAGUCUGAUGCAGAUAAAAGGAAACUCAGCAUCAGUGACAUAGAUCUCCAAGGGACAGACUUUACUGUCAAAAUUCAACCUCCUGGAACAGAAAGCUUUGAGCUUCAGGUCUCAGGCCAGAUGUUGGUGGAGGAGCUGCACCAGGUGCUGAUGGAGCACGAGAUCACCUGCCAUCGCACAUGCUUUUCCCUCCAACUGGGAGGCAUCAUGCUCGACAGCCUCACAGAGCUACGCUCUAUCCAGGGCAUCCAGGACAGAGUGCAGAUCAAGGUGGUGGAAGAUUCCUACACAGUGCGUGAUGCUCGUCUUCAUCUCAGACAUGUUCGUGAUCUUCUGAGGAGCCUUGACCCCGCAGAUGCAUACAACGGAGUAAACUGCCGCUCACUCUCUUACCUGACGUUUUACACCAGAGGAGACAGAGAUAGUGACAGGUUAGUGAACAGGGGAGCUUCUGAAAAGGAGUCCUUUGACUGCAGCCCUCCAGAAUACAUCCUCCCUGGAUGUAAGGACCGACCACUUACACCACUGCAGCCACUCAGAGAUGACUGGAAGCCAUUACAGUGUCUGCGGGUUUUGACCAUGAGCAGCUGGAAUCCACCUCCAGGAAACAGGAAGAUGCAUGGGGACUUAAUGUACAUCAAUGUCCUGACAAUGGAGAACAGAGAACUCAACAUAACAUCCUCUACACGCGGCUUCUACCUCAACCAGUCAACUGCCUUCAACUUCAACCCAAAACCUGCAGUUCCCAAAAUCCUUUGCCACUCUCUAGUUGAGCUGCUGAGUCAAGUCAGCCCUGCUUUCAGAAAAACCUUCAGUGUCCUGCAGAAGAAGAGAGUUCAACAACACCCUUUUGAGCGGAUCGCAGCUCCUUUCCAGGUGUUCACCUGGGUCGCCCGUCAUGGAGAUCACACCCUCGAUUGUGUCAGAGAAGAAGAGACACACACCAGUCGCAUGGGCCAGGACGAGCACACAGCUGGGCAGAGUCGGGACUGGAAUGAGGAGCUGCAAGGAUGCAGGGAACUUACCAGAAACUCCCUUCAGGAGCGCCUGCAGAGAGAGAGGAGCAUAUUUAAGACCAACAGUGACUUUGUUGCCGCUGCAACACGGGGUGCUGUAACUGUUAUAGACGGUAAUGUCAUGCCGUUAAACCCAGGGGAGGUGCCUCAUAUGCAGAUGUUCAUCUGGAACAACCUGUUCUUCAGCCUGGGGUUCGACAUAGCUGAGCACUACCGCCCACUAGGGGGCAACCCUGCUGCUCAUGCUGCUGCCCUGUGUGACCUGAGAGGAGCACAGGCAUAUGCAUCUGUGGACAUAGAGGGGCUUCACACACUUGGAACAGCUGUGGUGGAUUAUCGUGGAAUCCGUGUUAUCGCUCAGACCAUCGUUCCUGGGAUACUGGAGAAAAAUCAAGAGCAGUGUGUUGUCUAUGGCUCUAAUGACUAUGGAAAAACUGUUUUUACACACCCCAGAUUUCUGAAGCUUCUGGAUAAAACGAGUAAACCGCUAAGAAUCCAACGUCACAAAGUGCUCGACCACAGAAACAGCCCAGUGGAACUUUGCUCUGGCAUCGAGACCAAAGGCAUCCUGGGUAAUGACGGAAGACCCUACAUCUUGGACCUUCUCCGAACCUUCCCCCCUGACCUUAACUUCCAGUUCUCAGAGACAGAGGAGAGGAGGGAGGUGCCGAAAGAGUGUCAGAGCUUUGGUUACCCACGGCAACAUCAUCACAGCUUGGCCAGCCUGAGACCAGAGCUGAUAGAGGCCUUCGUCCAGCAUAGGUAUGAACUUUAUGUCAAGAUGGUGUCCCAGGGGCUCAUUCAGCCAGAAGAACAAGAUAAAUCCACGGAGAAGAGUGAAGAGCCGCUCUGUGAGCCGAGAACUGGGGAAACAGCCACAGCCGGUGCUGACAUGGAAAAUGGGAUUAGGAAAGCUUGUGAGGCUGUCCGAUCCGUGAGUGACUCCAGCUUUGACAUCCGCUUCAAUCCUAAUGUUUGCUCUCCAGGCGUUCGUUUCUCCUCUGAGUGUGUUGGGGAGGUUCAGAAGCAGAGACAGUUGUUAUGGGACACGGCUGCUUUUCUACUGUCCAAUCAGAUUGCAGCAGUGCUUAGGGAUUGUCUCAACCACACAGUAGUGCCAAUGGAUGGAGAAACCCUGACCUCAGUGCUGCACCAGCGAGGCGUGAACGUACGGUACCUGGGCACCUUACUGACUGAGCUGGACAGGGUGGAAGAGAGAGAGAAACUCAGCCACAUAAAGAGAAUUUCUAUCAGUGAAGUCAUCAUCAGAAGUGCAAAACACAUCUUUAGGACCUAUCUACAGGAUGUGGAACCAGCAGCUUUCUCAGCUGCCGUCAGUCACUUCCUAAACUGCCUCUUGAGCUCCUCCUCCUGUCUCACCGACUCCUCCUCAGAUGAGUUGCUCUCUCGCCGCAGGAGCAGACGGCGAAGGAGCCACGGGAGUCGAGUCAUCUUGUUGACAGACAGUGUGUGGGCCAGACUAACGCCCAGUGAGCUGUGGGGCCGGAUCAGGACUGAGGCUGGAGUUUAUUACCACUACACAAUUGACAGUGAAAGUGUAGAUGAAGUAAUAGAAAAGCACAGCCUUCAGAGGAUCUCCUUACUGAGAGAGAUUGCCAUCAAGACGGGCAUCCAGGUGCAGCUGAGGGAGUAUGUGUUUGAGUCUCGCCACAGGCCAGUGUUUGGCGAGGAAGAUGUCAUCAACAUGUUCCCUGUGGUCAAACAUCUCAAACUUACAGCAACGGAUGCCACGCAACUUGUGCAACACGCACAGGUGGCAGUACAGCAGGGGCAACUCAAAGAUGGCUAUGAAUUGAUUAGCCAUGCCCUGACUCUGUUCAGCAGCGUGUGUGGGGUCCUGCAUGAGGACGUGUGCAUGUGCCUGCGUCUCCUGGGACAGAUCUGCUACAUCCUGGGGGAAUAUGCAGAUGCCCUCAGCCACCAGGAAAAGGUUGUUAUGACUACUGAGAGAAUAAAAGGUAUAGAUCAUCCACAGACCAUACAAGAGUAUAUUUACCUGGCCCUGUACUGCUUUGCUGGAGGCCGACAUUCAACCUCCCUACAGCUGCUGUAUCGCGCUCGGUACCUCACACUGCUUGUGAGUGGAGAAGACCAUCCCCAAGUCGCACACCUGGAUAGUAUGCUGGGUCUAGUACUUCAUGGACUGAUGGAGUAUGAGCUUUCCUUGAAGUUUCUACAGAAUGCCUUCAUUUCAACCUCAAAAUACCACGGUGCCAUAUCCCUAAAGCAUGCACACAGUCAUCAUCUGCUCGCCACUGUGUACGAGAGUAAAGGAGAGUUUCGAUCAGCUCUUCAACACGAGAAAGAAGCAUAUUCGAUAUAUAAAAUCCAGAUUGGGGAGAACCAUGAUAGUACAAAGGAAAGCUCAGAGUACCUGAGGAGCCUCACUCAGCAGGCUGUGAUCCUCCAGAAAGCCAUCAAUCAUAUCUACAGCAACACACCCAGUGCCUGUAUUCCACCUCCAAAGUUUUCCACACCCAGCCCUCUCACAAUCCUUCACCAGCUCAACCUGACAUGUGGAAUCAUUCUCAUUCCCCUCAGUGCAAAAGAAAUUGCAGACCUGAGGACUAAAUUAAAGGGAAAGUAAAAUGUUUAAAUGGAAAAUAAAGAACUGCAGACAACAACCUUGAAGUAUGGACCAAAGGGAGAAAAUAUUACAAUAGAACAUCUGUGUAGUCAGCCGGACUCCUGAAAAUGACCAUGGACAAAGAGCAACUAUGGCAAAUGGAAGCCUGGAAAAGGGCUGGUGUUAAGUAGCCUACUUAAGAAAACAACUAAAUAAGUUAGUAAGGAAAUUUGUUUUUUGUAGAUUAUUUCUGUGUUUUAACAAUGAUCAUAGGCAAUGCACCUUAUAUCAUUGGAAAGCCUGAUUAUUUCCAUUUUAAAAGGUGACAUAUUUGUAAGGAACAUGCAUUUGUGGGAUUAGCAGCAAAACUGAGCAUGUGGGUUGCGCCUAGAAAAAUUUGCCAAAUCUUCACUGAGAGUGCCGAAAUGCUUUUCUUUGUUCGUUCCUGUUUGGAGUUGAUUGGUAGAUUGGGUGAUUGAAGAUUGAAGGCCACCCAAGCUGAUCCUACAAGUGUUCAAUGGGUAGAGGUCAGGACUGCAAGCAAGCCAUUGCAUCCUCUCCACUCCCACAUUCUGGAGGUAGCCUCUGCUAAACCUCGCUCUGUGGGGAUGAUGAGCGUUGUCAUCUUGGAGGAUUUAGUUUGGUCCCAGACUGUGGAGAUAUGGGAUUGCCAUUGGUUGCAGAAAUUCAUCUUGAUAAACCAAUAAACAGAUAUGUCCUGUUACUUCAGACUUCAAAUCACCCAAUCCACAAAACAAGAGUCAACAAAGAAAAACUGUUUGGUAUUACAGAGAAUAUUUGGCAAUUAUUUCAUGGACGCAACCCACAUACUCAGCUCUGCUGCUCAUCCCACAAAUGCAUGUUCCUUACAAAUGUGUCACCAUUUAUAAGGUAUUUAUCAGGUUUUCCAAUGGUAUAAGAUUAAUUGGCAAGAAUACAUUUUACCACAAAAAUAUAAUCUACCAAACACAAAUUGUCUUACUUUCUGUGCAUAGUUUAUUUCCAGUAAGUGCAGAGGCCCUUACUAAAGUGAGACAGGUUCAGCUGUCAUGUUGUAGUCCCCUGUGUGUCCACUGGGUUUCACACUUGUGCCAUUAACACUUUAACACAUUAACAUUCAUAACAUUACCUUUCCAAAUAUUAAAAUAAUUGCUGUGCUUGUUUUGGAUGUGUAUGUCCCUUAUUAUUUAACCCACUUUAAUGUCAUUAUUAUCCAGGUGACUGUAAAAAAAUAGACAUUUGAGCAUCGUAUUUCUUCAUUCUAUUAGAACAAGAAACUUUGUGGCUCUAUAAACUGGCAAUCACAGCAUUACAUUUUGGACUGGUGUCAAGUGAAACUUGGUGGAGUUAGUCCAUUGGCACCUAACAACUAACUGACUGUUAUAUUAAUGAAUACCAUUUGAGAUAUUACCCCAGAUAACUGCUAUUUCAUUACAUGGCUUACAACUUUUUUAGUUAUUCUGAAAUGUAUCCAUAUAGUAAGUGUACAAUUAUUAUAUAUUUUUUAUUUCCUGGGAUUUGUUUCAUUAUUCACUAUCUAUAGAGCACCCGCAUGGUUUGCCUCUAAGUGACAUCUUUACAACAGCCUGUCCUUUUGCUGCUCAUCUCAUUGAGAAACGUGUUUACAAUUCAAAUUUAAACGUGGCUGUAGAAUGAUACAUAACAAUAAAAAAUACCAUAACCAA
Messenger RNA from Etheostoma spectabile (orangethroat darter), 7370 nucleotides. RefSeq names its product clustered mitochondria protein homolog. Gene Ontology annotation, biological process: organelle organization; intracellular distribution of mitochondria. Gene Ontology annotation, molecular function: protein binding; mRNA binding. The transcript is spliced from 31 exons. Gene Ontology annotation, cellular component: cytoplasm. Bases 628 to 5706 code for a protein of 1692 amino acids. The record is from RefSeq and is a predicted model, not a curated record. Lineage: Eukaryota; Metazoa; Chordata; Actinopteri; Perciformes; Percidae.